CGUUGACCCCCAUGCCACUCCAAUAUACUGGUCCGUCGACGUUCUACACUGAACUAGCUGAGAUUCCUCUUCCUGUAUCUGCUGAAUUCAUUGGCAACGAUGUUACACGGGUUACUUAUUCCAUUCGCGAUCAUGAUCGAAACAUCAAACGAUAUCUCACGAAGACAUCCGACAAUCAGUGCACAACCUCUCAUGAUUCAUCCGAAGUAAAGGCGUUCAAAACUUCACCUUCUAAAUCUCGUCAAGCGAUCCUGAGAGAGGUAGCCAAUAGCAAACGAUUCGUCGAGAUCUGGGCUGGCACCCAAUUAGAAGCUUCUUUGGAUGUAUCAAACUACCAUCAAGCUUUCCUCACAGAUGAUUUCCUAUACUCCCUUUCCUUCUCUCCCUCUGAAACGUCGCUCCUAUACACCGCCGAAGCAUCUCUCAACACCGAUGAUAAUCCAUACUUCAAAUUUAGAUACACACCUCACUUUGGUGAUACCUCUCGCGCAAAGAAACGUCCUACCAUCUUUAUAUUCAGCUGGACCAGAUCACCCGAAUUCACAAGGGCAAAUAAACAAGACUCGACACUUGUCGCAAUUCCGUGCCAGUCCACCAAAACACCCAUCCUAUUCGCUCAAGCCACAUUCGCAACAGAGGACACAGUCUUUGCAACAGGUCACGAAUACACUAUAGACGGCCGUCUCCUCGGCGCAAAAGGAUGCUUCAACCGUCCUAUGGGCAUAUGGCAACUUAUUUUCCCCAAAGGCUCAUUCUGCUCUCCAUCUGCAUCAAGACUCACUCCCCCAAACAAAUCUUGCCGUUCUCCUCGCGUCUUAUACCACGACAACCAGCCCAUAAAACUCUUCUGGUUCUCAAAUCCCAUAGGCGGCCCCCACGCAUCCUGUGUCUCUCUCGAAUCCCGCGAUCUCCUCACAGGCAUUAACACAACCCUCGUAAAAACCGUGUUCGAACCUACCCCAUCAAACGACUUUCCAGGUCUCUACACAGAGUACAACAUGCCUUCAAGCCCGUUUUUGCGCCGCGCAGACCGCGUAUACAUCGUUCUACAGUCCAUAUGGCACUCACGCACGACCGUUUUCUUCAUCGAUACCCAAUCAGGAGCCGUCAUAGAUGCAACGACAUUAGGCGACGGACCGUUGUAUAGCUGGACUGUACACGCUACCGAUAACAAGAGUCGGUUUAUUUGCUCAAGGAGCACGCCUACUACCCCUUGGGAAGUCUUAUUAGGAUCUUUUGAUCAAAAUGAUACCCUCCAAUGGAAAGUCCUUGAUAAACCGAUAUUGUCGUCUACAAUGAAAGAAGCCCUCGACGACCUAACACCAUCCAUCAUACCCAUCACCACCCGCGCACCAACAGAAUCGCUCCUCAUCCAAUCCAAGAAAGCUUCUACGAAUGGUGGCCCGAAACCGGUGUGCGUCACUAUCCCGCAUGGAGGACCCCAUGCGACCUCGACUACUGCGUUUGUUCCGGCUGUCGUCGCAUUAGCACUUGAAGGAUAUACCCUCAACCUCCCCAACUACACAGGCUCCAUGGGAUUCGGCCAAAAAUACAUCCAAAAGCUCCUCGGGAACUGCGGGAGCAUGGACGUCGAAGACGUCGCAGAAAGCGUCAGGGAACUUAUUAGAAGGGGCGUUUCGGAGGAAGGAAAACAGGUCAUGAUGGGAGGUAGUCAUGGCGGGUUCAUCGCUGCUCAUUUGAUAGGCCAACAUCCGACCCUAUUCAACGCAGCAUCACUCCGCAACCCCGUCAUCUCAGCAGGCGAACUCGCGACAGGGACUGAUAUCCCUGAUUGGGUUUAUUCUGAAUUCGGGGUUACAUCCACCAACUCUGAUUCUGAAUCCAACUCCAACUCCUUCACACCACCCCCACCAACACCAAUGCCUCCCACGUCUGCACCUUCCCAAACGAUGCCUCUGCCCACACCCCCUCUUCCACUAAUGACACCCAAAGCAUACAACACCCUCUUCACCGCAUCCCCAAUCGCGCAUGUCGACAAUAUAACAGUGCCAGUGCUGAUAUUGAUAGGCGAGGAUGAUUUGAGGGUGUUUCCGGGGCAGGGUAUUGGGUUUUAUCAUGCGAUUAAGGGGAGGGGAGGUGGUGUUCGGAAUGAGAAUGUAACUGAAGAUGCGACUGGAGAUGGAACUGGGGAUGCGACCGUGAUUGGGGAUGAGACGGGGACCGAAAAGGACACAAAGAAAGGGAUAGUAGAGAUGUUAUCUUUCCCCGGAGAAUCGCAUGCGAUCGAUGGAGUUGAAGCUGCUAGGGUUUCGUUCGAGGCUACGAGGGAUUGGUUCAAGGCGUUUGCAGAGGGCUGUUAGUCGUGCGGUGGUGUAUAUGUACGGGAAAUCAUGUAGGCUAGGAUAUACCCUUGACGUCGACCGUCGAAAUUUAAACAUGGUGUAAAUUA
Messenger RNA from Suillus subalutaceus, 2410 nucleotides. RefSeq lists its product as uncharacterized. The coding region runs from base 12 to 2321 and encodes 769 amino acids. Lineage: Eukaryota; Fungi; Basidiomycota; Agaricomycetes; Boletales; Suillaceae. The record is from RefSeq and is a predicted model, not a curated record. Gene Ontology annotation, molecular function: serine-type endopeptidase activity. The transcript is spliced from 5 exons. Gene Ontology annotation, biological process: proteolysis.